This is a messenger RNA of Jatropha curcas, 2125 nucleotides long. The record is from RefSeq and is a predicted model, not a curated record. Lineage: Eukaryota; Viridiplantae; Streptophyta; Magnoliopsida; Malpighiales; Euphorbiaceae.
UUAUUUCUUAUUUCAAAUUCUCAGUUCUUCUUCUUCAUUCCCUUGUUCCUGUUAUUUUCUCUAAGUUAUUUCAAUGCUCUGUUUCGUGAUACAACAAAAUAUGAUUUUCCAGUUAUGGUGAUAUAAUUAAACAAAAGAAAAGAGAAAAAAGAAAAUGGGUAGAAUUCUCAUCUUCUUGAUGGGGCUUGCUCUGUUAUGGGGAGCCAUUGCAGAAGCAGAGUACAUGAAAUAUAAAGAUCCAAAACAGCCCUUAAACGUUCGAAUAAAGGACUUAAUGAAAAGGAUGACAUUGGAGGAAAAAAUUGGCCAAAUGACUCAGAUUGAACGCAGCAAUGCAUCAGCUGAAGUCAUGAAGAAGUACUACAUUGGGAGUGUAUUGAGUGGAGGAGGGAGUGUUCCAGUUAAACAAGCUUCUGCAGAAACUUGGAUUAAAAUGGUGAAUGAAUUUCAAAAGGGUUCUUUAUCUACUAGACUUGGAAUUCCUAUGAUUUAUGGGAUUGAUGCUGUUCAUGGCCACAACAAUGUCCAUAAUGCGACAAUUUUUCCCCACAAUAUUGGCCUUGGAGCCACCAGGGAUCCUCAACUUGUUAAGAGAAUUGGGGCAGCAACUGCACUGGAAGUUAGGGCAACAGGCAUCCCUUAUGUUUUUGCACCUUGUAUUGCGGUUUGUAGAGAUCCAAGAUGGGGUAGAUGCUUUGAAAGCUACAGUGAAGAUCCAAAGAUUGUUCAAGCAAUGACUGAAAUAGUACCUGGAUUGCAAGGAGACAUUCCUUCUGGCUCUCGAAAGGGUGUUCCUUUUGUGGCUGGCAAAACAAAAGUUGCAGCUUGCGCCAAGCACUAUGUUGGCGAUGGAGGAACAAAAGAUGGGCUUAAUGCGAACAAUACAGUGGUAAGCAGGCAUGGGUUGCUCAGCAUCCACAUGCCAGGUUACUACAGCUCAAUCAUCAAGGGGGUGUCAACUAUCAUGGUUUCCCAGUCCACCUUGAACGGAAUUAAGAUGCAUGCUAAUCGCAACUGGAUCAUCGGUUAUCUCAAGAACACGAUAAGAUUUAGGGGUUUUGUAAUCUCAGAUUGGCAAGGUAUUGACUGGAUCACCACUCCACUUCAUGCUAACUACACAUAUUCCAUCCAAACAGGAAUUAGUGCUGGAAUUGACAUGAUCAUGGUUCCAUACAACUAUACAGAAUUUAUCGACGGUCUGACAGACCAAGUGAAGAAAAACAUCAUUCCUAUAAGCCGAAUUGAUGAUGCAGUAAAGAGAAUUUUGCGAGUGAAAUUCGUGAUGGGUUUAUUUGAGAACCCAUAUGCUGAUGAGAGCUUGGUGCACCAGCUUGGAAGUGAGGAACAUAGAGAACUGGCAAGGGAAGCUGUGAGGAAAUCUCUUGUUCUGCUAAAGAAUGGUAAAUAUGCUGGUAAGCCAUUGCUGCCCCUUCCCAAUAAAACAUCGAAAAUACUUGUUGCUGGCAGCCACGCAGACAAUCUCGGUUAUCAGUGUGGUGGAUGGACAAUUGAGUGGCAAGGACUCAGUGGCAACAAUCUCACAACUGGUACCACAAUCCUUACAGCCAUUAAAAAAGCUGUUGAUCCAAGCACAAAAGUUGUCUACAGUGAAAAUCCUGAUGCGGACUUUGUCAAGUCCAACAAGUUCUCCUAUGCUAUUGUUGUAGUAGGAGAACACCCAUAUGCAGAAACACAAGGUGACAGCAGGAACCUGACAAUUCCUUAUCCUGGCCCAAAUACCAUCAAGAAUGUCUGUGAAGCUGUCAAAUGUGUUGUUAUCCUUGUAUCGGGCCGUCCUGUUGUAAUGCAGCCAUAUAUGAACUUGAUAGAUGCUCUUGUUGCUGCAUGGCUUCCUGGAACUGAAGGCCAAGGUGUUGCUGAUGUUUUAUUUGGUGACUAUGGUUUCACCGGAAAGCUUUCAUUUACAUGGUUCAAGACUGUUGAUCAGCUGCCUAUGAUUGUUGGAGAUCAACAUUACGACCCCCUCUUCCCAUUUGGAUUUGGCCUCACUACUGAACCUGCCAAGGGUUAGAUGUCCAUUUUGUGAAUCUGUAAUUUAUAACAGAUUAUUAGCUCAAAUAAAUUUGCUUCGGCUUAGAAAUUAAACCUAACUAUUAUAGUUUCA